AUGUCUACAUAUGAAGAGGAACAUGGGAUACAACAAAAUUCAACUCAAGAGAUGAGAGAAACUUCUCGAGAAGAGCAGAGAAGACAGAUCAGAUCUCAAUUGCAAGGGCUAUUUCAAGGUUCUGCUAACACUAGUGGCGGAGGUAAUGGAUAUUCUGAUUCAACAUUGCUCCUACAAUUAUUAUCACAGUUGCUCCCUGAAUCAUUACAAGAAGAAUGGCUGCAAGAAAUGGAUAAGGGUAAAAAUACAGGCUGUCCCGAUAGUUUUGCAGCAUCUUUACCACGAAUCAACAGGAAAAAACUCAAUUCAACUGACAACUGCUCUAUUUGUUACACUAAUUAUUUGGAAGAUGAGUAUCCCUUGGUUGUCGAAUUACCUCACUGUAAUCACAGGUUCGAUUUGGAAUGCUUGUCCGUCUGGCUUUCUCGAAGUACAACUUGUCCACUAUGUAGAGACGAUGUUAUGGGCCACCGGAUUAUUAAUGACAUUGAUACAAAUGAAGCUGAAUUGGAAGAAGAUUGGGGUAUGUACGGUUAG
Saccharomyces kudriavzevii IFO 1802 is the source of this 537-nucleotide messenger RNA. RefSeq lists its product as uncharacterized. The record is from RefSeq and is a predicted model, not a curated record. The coding region runs from base 1 to 537 and encodes 178 amino acids. NCBI's taxonomy places the organism in Eukaryota, Fungi, Ascomycota, Saccharomycetes, Saccharomycetales, Saccharomycetaceae. The transcript has 2 exons.